Molecule: messenger RNA, 447 nt
Organism: Lolium rigidum
Lineage: Eukaryota; Viridiplantae; Streptophyta; Magnoliopsida; Poales; Poaceae
Product: mediator of RNA polymerase II transcription subunit 15a-like
Exons: 3
Coding region: 40-306 (88 amino acids)
Biological process (GO): regulation of DNA-templated transcription
Molecular function (GO): transcription coregulator activity
Source: RefSeq, a predicted model, not a curated record
AGAUCCCACAUAUUUUAGUGCACACAACCAUUAAAAGCAAUGCAUCCUCAAUUUAUUCACAUUUUGCGUUAUACAUGUAGACUCAAAACUUUGCAGAAGUAUCUACCAAUGACAAAGCCAGAUGAAAUGGAUGAACUUUAUAAAAUUUCGGUGCGAUUCGAAGAGAGGAUCUACACAGCAGCAACCAGCCAGCCUGAUUAUAUGAGGAAGAUUUCGUUGAAAAUGCUCUCUAUGGAAAUGAAGACACAACCAGCUCCUGCAAAUGCUCAACUGAAUCCAAAUCAAUACAACCCCAAUCAAGGAUGACUUAAGUCUUAGAAGAUCAUGUUGAUGGUACAAACUCGCUUCUCCAGGCUGUAUUUCAAACCCUUUUUUUUUCUCUGCCUUACUUGGACCUUAAAAGUAGUUGCAUCACUCUUUGAUGUUAAUAGUUUCAAGCUUUGCACA